UUUGGGUGCUUUGAGGGGGGGUCCUCGAUGUGGGUAGUGGGCAGGGGUGUGGCUCCGAGUCCUGCUUGUCCCCCUCCACGUCCCCAGACCCGCCUCAUUCCUCCCUCCUGGGAAAAGUUGGGGUGCUCCCCUGCUGUCAUCCCCCCCCUUUUUGCACCCGUUUUUUCCCUGUUGGGGGCUAGGAGGGGGAGCGGCACUUUGUACAGGUGAGGGGCAGAAGGCGGAAGAAAGGACUGGGAUAAGUAGAGCCAGGACGGAUAUGGAUCCGGCACUUCCCCGUUGGCAGCGGGGGGGUGGAACGGGAUCUGCCCUGAGAACUGGCUCCUCGGUGGCCCGGGACCCCCGCCAAGGCUGGCGUGGGGUUUGGGGGUGCUUGCCAAAUGUGGAGACGGGGAGAGGGGGGUGGCAAGGGACGGUCCCUCCUGACGUUGUCCCGGCUCACGCGGGCAGGGCAGGGCGUGGUGGUGGGUGUGACGGUGGCGGACGUCCUCUUCGAUCCCGGCACCGUCGGCUGCGCCCGGAGCCGAGUGGCCCUUUGGUGAGCUCCUGCUGCUGGCACCUUGGGGUGCAGGUGAGGAGGGGGGGGGGGAACGACUGAGCUUGAGCCCCCCUAAAUGGGGGGUGUUGGCUGAGCUGGGAGCGGGUGGGAGUGCUGGUACCUCCACCUUGAAGGUUGGACCCCCAAAAUAUUUUUUGGGCGGGUGGUUUCUUGGAGCGUGUGGGGAGUUGGUGUCUCCAAGUGGUGUUCUUGGCACCCCGGGGUGGGGGGGCGUGUUGGUUUGGGGGCAAUUUGGCUUGGUUACCCCAUAGAUUUGGUGUCCCCUACCCCACGCUGCCCUUAUUGCUGCUGGGUAAACACCGUCUCGCUUUUUCUGCCUGCCAGGGACACCGCCAUGGCCGAGGAUGCCGAGGGGGUCCCCUCCCUGGAUUGCGUCAUCUGCUUUGCCCCCUACGAUCGUCUCUUCAAGGUGCCCAAGGUGUUGGGGUGCGGUCACACCUUCUGCCUCGAAUGCCUGGCCAGGGUCACCGUGGUGGCCCCCGCCGCCCCCACCUUGCUCUGCCCCAUCUGCCGCCGCCCCACGGCGUUGCCCCGCUGCCGCGGACCCCCGGCUUUGCCCACCCGUGCCGAUCUCCUGGCUCUCCUACCCCCUGGCCCCACCGGCUCCGUCCGCUUCAGCCGUCCUAAGGGGCUGCUCUACGUCCCCCCCGGGCACCCCAAACCCACCCACCAGGUCCCCACUGUGACCCUCAGCCUGGAAUUGGGGCGACCCGAGCCCCCCGCUCCCCCCAGCCGGGGUUGGCCCUGGAUCUCUGGCCGGUGGUCUCUGUACCGAGCGGUGGCUUUGAUGGUGGCCUUGGUGGUGGGAGGGGGUUUGGUGCUCUGCGGAGUCUUCCUCUUCUUCCUCCAGCCCAUGGCAUGCGGUGAGGGAGGGCCGGUGACAAACAGCACCUGGGGAGAGCUGGGCUGGCCCCCAUAUUAAGAGGGCCCCCCCCAUCCCACGGCAGAGCCCCCCUUUCUAUGUCGUGGACCCCCACGUUGUCUUGGUGGCCCACGGACCCCCCCCAUGGGGAUGAGUCCCUGUUCCCCUGUGGACUCUGAGCUCAUGCCCUUGCCCAUGUGUGGCUCUGGCGGGGGGGGGGGGGGCACCCACCUUGGAGUCAGGAUUUUGCUGGGGGGGGCCACAGGACCAGCCCUGUCUCCCCUGUAUUAAACGGGUUGUUUUCCUGGAUGCCGACUGUGUCCCGGUGCUUCUUUUCCAAUCCUAAUCCCAAGGGCAGCCUCCCCCUUGCCCCUCCCUGAGUCAGGACACCUGGAUCCUGUGGUUGCAGGCUGGAUUUUUGGGCUGUAAAUCACCAAUUUUGGUUCAGCAGAGGGAGAGGAAUGGGGAUCCCCGUGGCCGGGAUGCCUGUGUUCCUGAUAUAUGGGGGCUUGGAGGGUGAUUAAGGGUGACGGUGUCUAAUUUCCUCCCCCUCUUCCAGCUGGUUGUUCCCCUCCCCUUUCCACCCUCCGACAGUGCUUGGCACGGGCACCACCAUCCCUAGCCGCUAUCGGUAUCGUUCCCUGGUACCGGUGGCACGGGGUAGGGACGGUGUUGCGUGCUGGUGUGUGUUUUGGGGGGGUGUGGGGGGGGUUGGA
This is a messenger RNA of Harpia harpyja (harpy eagle), 2137 nucleotides long. RefSeq names its product RING finger protein 225-like. The record is from RefSeq and is a predicted model, not a curated record. Lineage: Eukaryota; Metazoa; Chordata; Aves; Accipitriformes; Accipitridae. Gene Ontology annotation, biological process: protein ubiquitination. The transcript has a single exon. Bases 894 to 1481 code for a protein of 195 amino acids. Gene Ontology annotation, molecular function: ubiquitin protein ligase activity.